Molecule: messenger RNA, 2781 nt
Organism: Cryptotermes secundus
Lineage: Eukaryota; Metazoa; Arthropoda; Insecta; Blattodea; Kalotermitidae
Product: probable pyruvate dehydrogenase E1 component subunit alpha, mitochondrial
Exons: 7
Coding region: 222-1409 (395 amino acids)
Biological process (GO): pyruvate decarboxylation to acetyl-CoA
Cellular component (GO): intracellular membrane-bounded organelle
Molecular function (GO): pyruvate dehydrogenase (acetyl-transferring) activity
Source: RefSeq, a predicted model, not a curated record
UUUAAUAUCACCCAGGCAACUCUUUAUUAUUAGAAUUUGGAAUAAAGGUUUUAUAGAGUUUAUAAUUUGUAGAUGUCACUAGGAAUCUAACAUCAGUGUAGUAGGAACAUUUUGAAUGCACACAGCAAAGCAGCCUGGUUUUAACAAACACUAUUUAUAGCUACUCAUAUGGGCCUACAGCUAUAAAUAACUUGUCUCCUACUGGGAAGCUAGCAGUAACAAUGUUUUCAACUUGCUUCAGAUUUAUCUGUAAACGUGUGAAACAACAUUCGCUGCCUUCAGUAUCUUGUAGUAACAGUUAUGCUACGGAGGCAACAUUUGAAACUAAGCCUUUCCGCUUGCACAGAUUGGAAUGUGGGCCAUCGAACACUGUGAGUGUUACACGGGAAGAUGCACUGGAUUUAUACAACAAAAUGCAUAUGAUCAGGAGACUGGAGACUGCUGCUGGUAAUUUGUAUAAAGAGAAGCUCAUCAGAGGGUUCUGCCACCUGUAUUCUGGCCAGGAAGCAUGUGCUGUUGGGAUGAAGGCAGCCAUGCGGCCACAAGACUCCAUCAUCUCGGCUUAUCGUGUACAUGGGUGGACAUACCUAAUGGGUGUGGAACCUGUGGGUGUAAUAGCAGAACUUACAGGUCGCCAGUCUGGUUGUGUUCGUGGUAAAGGUGGAUCCAUGCACAUGUAUGCAAAGAACUUCUAUGGUGGGAAUGGUAUUGUAGGGGCUCAGGUUCCACUAGGUGUGGGUGUAGCAUUUGCAGCCAAGUACUCUGGAACUGAUGGUGUCUGCUUGGCACUUUAUGGUGAUGGAGCUGCCAACCAGGGUCAGAUAUUUGAAGUAUACAACAUUGCCAAGCUGUGGGAUAUCCCAUGUAUCUUUGUUUGUGAAAAUAAUGGUUAUGGAAUGGGCACCAGUGCUGAAAGAGGAUCAGCUAGCACAGCUUUCUACACAAGAGGGGAUUACAUUCCUGGCAUCUGGGUAGAUGGAAUGGACAUACUGGCUGUCCGAGAGGCCACACAGUUUGCAAUCAACCAUUGCAUUAGUGGUAAGGGUCCCUUGGUCAUGGAGACAAUGACCUACCGUUAUAGCGGACAUUCCAUGUCUGAUCCUGGCACAAGCUACAGAACAAGGGAAGAAGUUCAGGACGUGAGACAAACUCGAGAUCCCAUUACUUCAUUCAAGGAGAAGAUUCUUACAGCUGGACUUGUGACAGCUGAUGAACUGAAGAAACUGGAAAAUGAUAUUCGAGUAACAAUAGAUGAGGCUGUGAAGAAGGCAAAGACAGAUAAUGAGAUUGGUUUGGAUGAACUCCCUUGCGAUGUCUACUCUGCCCCUCUGGAACCAACUGUCAGAGGCAUCACACCGUGGAACAACUUGGAACAUAAGAGACUUGGACCUGCUGUGAACCUGCAUUAGCAUAAGUUUUUUUAUAAGUAGUUUAUGUUAGAUAAUGCAAUGUUUGGAACAGAAUGAUAAUAAAGGAUUCGCUAUCCUUAUCAAGUAUAAAUCAUACUGAUUUCUGACUCUCCAAAAUAUAUAAUUUGAUUUACUCUAAAAAUUAGGCAUGGAAACAGGAAAGGUACCAGAAUAAUGCAACCACAGACAUCAAUGAUCCACCAUACCUGGCCAAACUAGUUUGAGCAUUAGGAUAUAGGCAGCAGAAGAGGUAAGUAGUAAGAAAAGUAUUACUUAUACAUGAACUAAAAUAUACAGCAGUGUGCCAAGAACCUAAGUAACACAAAUUCUCACGUGGCACCAAGUGACUAUCAACAGCUAACCACUCCAUACAUUUAUCAACAUAUAGAUGGGGGCUCCUAUGAACACUGUUGAGAGUACCACAUCAGACCUGCCAUUCCAGAAAGCAGAAAAGGAAAUCACUGUUCUCAGGUUAUUUAGUGGAGUGGUUUAGUUUACAGCAAUACCAACAGUGAAGGACAUGAUAGUUCACUGCUAGUAAUGAAUGUACCCUGAUUUAUUCUAGAACAUGAGCUGUUAUAGUUCAACACUGAAACUGUAAUAAUACAAUUUAGAACAAAACUUGUAAUUUAGAUUCACUAGUUUCCCAGACUUGCAGCAUCAUCUGAUGUUUCAAGAUGAACACAGCAUUCUGUGAGGUAGGUGGGUCAACUCCCUUCUUUGGGUGGGGGUUCCUACACAGCUGUGCCUUCUUGGAAAGAGCCAGUCCCAAUAAUUUGAAAGGUGAAGACAAGAAGAUAAAACUAUGAAGCCACUCAGUUUUGUCAACAAGGAAAUGUAAAAUUUAAACUGUGACAACUUUUGUGAAGACUUAAAACAAGACCAACUAGAAAACUAAAAUGUAUGCCAUCAGAAGCAUAAGCCAGAAAGUAUAUCAAAUCACACUAUAACUCAUGAGUUAUAUUAAUUUCUCCAUCCUGUUCUGCAUAAUGAAACUGAGGUAUUCUGGAGACAAUUGACACAACAGCUUAUUAACAAAACUAAUACUCAUACUGAUAAAGCUUUAAUAUUCAGUUUUUUAUGUACCAUCGAAGAACUGGGAUAAAUUAAUUAGUAUAGCAAUGGUCUAUGGACUGGACACCCAGGUUUCAGUUUUGAUAGGGGAAAGAGAUUUUUCUCUUCUCCACAGCAUCCAGACCAGCUCUGGAGGCCAACCAGCCUUCUCUAAGAUGGGUGCCAGGGGCAUUUUCCCAGAUGAUAAAGUGACUUGGACAUGAUGCUGACUAUUCGCUUCCAUCUAGUUCCAAGGUCAAGAAUGGCAGAGCUAUACCUCCACUCCCCUACAUGUCUCCAUGGGAUGGUGAAAAAGGUA